AUGUCGAUACAUCUGCACUGUUGCAGUUUUUGCCGUCUAAAAUAUUCGGAUUUUCAGGACCAACUAAGGCGUGAACAGGAAAAAAAACCAAGAAAAAAAUUAAUUUUACCACCAGUUAUUCCGUGGGAAUAUGGUUCCAAUAAAUUUGCUAGCCAAAAAGGUACUGGCGGUUUUGGAUGUUUACGAAAUGCAACUGUUUCUGUUACGAGCAGCAAGGAAUUAAGCGAAAGCAGUGAUGGAGUAAUACCGAGAUUUGGAUGCCCACCACUCUGGGACAAAGAGCUCGGCUCUCAGUCUGGCCUCAUCCCAUUUGGUGGCAUUCGAGAACAUGCUUUGAAAAUUCAGGAUAAGGAAGGUGAACGAAGAAAGGACAUUCACAGGUUGGCCAAUAGAGAAUCUGAAAGUAUUUUAAAACUAUGGGCUCAACCAAAUCCCGAUGCUAAAAUUGCUAAACCUUUUGGUCAUAAAAGAAAUGAAGUUACGGAGGUAGUUGGAGGUCGUCGUUUCAGCGCCCAGGAAUUGCAAGCUUCACGAGCAGCUAUACCACGUUUUCAAGAUCCGCGAAAUACAAUUGCUGCCAGAGCGGAAAAGGAACACAAGAAGAAAGUUUCAUCUGGAAGUUUGGUAAUACCACAUCCAUUUGCUCAUUUGGCAGUACCGCAGCCUCGGAUUCAUUCUGUAUCGGAUACUAAAUCGUUUGUAGUGGACAGUGCAUCCUCGGACAGCAGUAAAAAUGGUGAAGAAUUGACUGCUGAACAAUACAUGGCUUGGCUUGGUGGUCAGUAUUUCUGA
Enterobius vermicularis (human pinworm) is the source of this 792-nucleotide messenger RNA. NCBI's taxonomy places the organism in Eukaryota, Metazoa, Nematoda, Chromadorea, Rhabditida, Oxyuridae. The record is from the annotation of a GenBank genome assembly.